AUGGACGAGAUUGACUAUCAGGCUGAGGACAAGCUCGUUCGGAGGAUCGACAAAUUCGUUGUGCCGACUGUCAUGCUCGCCUAUCUUCUUUGUUUCCUGGACCGCACGAAUAUCGGCAACGCCAGGCUCUUUGGACUGGAAGAGGACCUUGGCCUCAAAGGAUCUGAAUACCAGAUCGCGGUCGCCGUACUUUUUGUCCCCUAUGUCUUGAUUGAGGUUCCUAGCAAUCUGGUCCUCAAGAAGUUCAGGCCAUCAAGAUGGCUUUCUUUUAUCACAGUCAGUUGGGGCAUUGUCUCCACAUGUACCGGCUUUGUCCAGGACUUUGCUGGUCUCGUUGCUGCCCGAGUCCUCCUCGGACUGCUCGAAGGUGGCCUCCUACCCGGAUUGACGGUCUACCUCACUCUCUUCUAUACGAAGAAAGAGAUUGCCCUCCGCAUUGGCUUUCUUGCUUGGUUUCUGAGCGAAGAUGAAAAGCAGUUAUUGCUCGCGCGAUUGCAGCGCCAGGUCGGCUUCCACGAAGACUUUGACAAGAAGGACGCCAUAUUGGCGGCAAAAGACUGGAAGACAUGGAUCAACAAGCGGCGCAAGGCUGGUAAGGAGGACUACAAGAUUGAAGGUAUGACGGACGAGGAUGUGAAUGCACUUGGGGAUAGGAGCCCGAGAUUCGUGUACACUAUUUGA
Molecule: messenger RNA, 681 nt
Organism: Emericellopsis cladophorae
Lineage: Eukaryota; Fungi; Ascomycota; Sordariomycetes; Hypocreales; Bionectriaceae
Product: putative MFS transporter
Exons: 3
Coding region: 1-681 (226 amino acids)
Biological process (GO): transmembrane transport
Cellular component (GO): membrane
Molecular function (GO): transmembrane transporter activity
Source: RefSeq, a predicted model, not a curated record